Molecule: messenger RNA, 342 nt
Organism: Alternaria atra
Lineage: Eukaryota; Fungi; Ascomycota; Dothideomycetes; Pleosporales; Pleosporaceae
Exons: 2
Coding region: 1-342 (113 amino acids)
Source: RefSeq, a predicted model, not a curated record
AUGGCAACAGGGCCGGUGGUAGACGUGUUCGAUAUGACACAUGUGUCGCUCUCUGGUUAUCAUACCUCUGAGCGAGUGAGGUGUAAUAUGGUCAUGUUACCGCAGUGUGCAAACACGCAAACACUACAUUUUUUCCCUUCAUUGUGCAGAGGCGACGGCACAAUGCCGCUGAAUCAUUCAGUCGCAGUCCAAUGUGUCUCUAAGAUGUUUGGUGCUCCGCAACUGGCAGUUCACCGUUGUAUUGUUGACAUUCCUUCUGAUUGGCCAGCGGAUGUCGACACAGUGGACCACGAAUCACCGACAACCACCUCUUCGGCGGGUUUAAUGUCCUUGAAGCGGUGA